This is a messenger RNA of Ceratina calcarata, 2533 nucleotides long. It is a transcript of the gene egh, whose product is annotated as beta-1,4-mannosyltransferase egh. The record is from RefSeq and is a predicted model, not a curated record. Gene Ontology annotation, molecular function: beta-1,4-mannosyltransferase activity. The transcript is spliced from 3 exons. Gene Ontology annotation, cellular component: cytoplasm. NCBI's taxonomy places the organism in Eukaryota, Metazoa, Arthropoda, Insecta, Hymenoptera, Apidae. Bases 649 to 2031 code for a protein of 460 amino acids.
ACGCUAGAUGGCGCCUCAAAAUCGUUUGAGGUCACUCGAGUAUUUAUCAUCAGCAACAAGAUAUUCAGAUAUACGAGCAGGAAAAAGAUAAAUUGAACAUCAUGUGUAUGUCUAAUAAUAUUGUGCAGCACAGAGAGGACAUCGUUGACGAUCGUAAUGAUCGAUGUGCAGGGUGUUGAGAGUAUUAUAGUUAGGAAAAAGUAAAUAUCAGUAUCGGUUCGUGCACUGUGUCAGCUAGCCUAGCUACACAUCGUAUCUAUGUGUAUACAUUUUACAUGUCAAAUUUCGUUGCCGCAGUUUCAAGUGUUCUGCCUGCUUAUCUCGAGCUAUUGAUAUUUAAUCAUUUCCUGCGUAUAAAACGCUUGAAGAAUGUGCCGUUGUUUCGACUCACUUCUUAUCAUCGACGACGAGUGAACGACGACCACGAAACAGGGACCAGUGUAAAACUAUCGAUAUGUGAUGAGAAUAUAUCGUCGGUUCUUACACACCCACCUCUGCCAAACCAGAUAUUGUGUGUGUCAUUCACUGAUUCAUUUAUAUGUAUAAUUAUAAUAUAUACAUAUAACAAGCAUAGCUACUUGUCACUGUGGGCAAUACGUUAACAUUAUAAAAUAAUGCAUUAAAUAUUCGGCUGGACGCUAAAAAGGAAUGAUGUUGAACAGUGUAACAAAACAUAUUUUACAUUGUUGCUUACUAUUCAUCGUUAUAAUUACUUUCGAGUUGGUCGCCGGUGGGCUCAGUUGGACGAAUGACGAGAAGAAGGAAACACUGGAUCCUUGGAUUCAAUAUGGAUUUCUUGGCGCAUUCACAUUGUACUUACUACGAAUACUUACGUUUCUCUCUUUCCCGCAAGUAUUGUUCAAUUUCGUGGGAUUGACCGUGUACAAUGCGUUCCCGGAUAAAGUCGUUUUAAACGGUUCGCCGUUACUCGCACCAUUCAUUUGCAUUAGAAUAGUGACGCGCGGCGACUAUCCGCAGUUAGUCAUAGCGAACGUGAAUAAAAAUCUGAACAAGUGUUUGGAAACUGGGCUGGAGAACUUUCAAAUCGAAGUGGUCAGCGACAAGCCGAUCGGAUUGAUGCCUCACAGAAGAAUCAGAGAAGUGGUCGUGCCAGAAAAUUAUCGUCCGAGCAGCGGUGCUCUGUUCAAAGCACGUGCUCUGCAGUACUGUUUGGAGAACGUGGCAAACGAAUUGGCGGACAACGAUUGGAUCGUACAUCUCGACGAGGAAACUUUACUCACCGAAAAUUCUAUUCGUGGAAUAUUGAACUUUGUAUUGGACGGGAAACAUCAGUUUGGUCAGGGACUGAUAACGUACGCGAACGAGGACGUAGUCAAUUGGAUUACAACGUUGGCCGACAGUUUUCGAGUGGCCGAUGACAUGGGAAAGUUACGACUGCAAUUCACCAUGUUUCACAAACCUUUCUUCAGUAUGAAAGGUUCUUACGUCGUUACUCAGAUGGGUGCGGAGAGAAAUGUCUCUUUCAACAAUGGGUUGGACGGGUCCGUUGCCGAGGACUGUUUCUUCGCGAUGAAAGCGUAUACCCAAGGAUAUACGUUCAACUUCGUGGACGGAGAAAUGUGGGAAAAAUCACCGUUCACCUUGUGGGACUUUGUACAACAGAGAAAACGAUGGUUGCAAGGCAUAUUACUCGUCGUACAUUCCAAAGCCAUUCCGUUGAACAAGAAGUUGCUCCUUGGCAUAUCUUGUUACUCGUGGGUGACCAUGCCUCUUUCCACUUCGAAUUUCGUGUUAGCAGCAAUUUACCCGAUCACUUGUCCACAGAUCAUAGAUUUUUUAUGCAUGUUCAUCGGUGCAGUGAAUAUUUACAUGUACGUGUUCGGCGUGAUUAAAUCGUUUUCUUUGUACCGAUUUGGCAUCGCGCGAUUUAUACUAUGUAUUUGCGGGGCAUUAUCAACGAUUCCUUUCAACUUGAUCAUUGAAAAUGUUGCCGUCAUAUGGGGCUUGUUCGGGAAGAAGCAUAAAUUUUAUGUCGUCAACAAAGAAUACAACCCAGUGAUCCCAGUGUAGAAAAGAACGAUGUCGAGGGAAAGUCGGGUUCUCGUACGCACGCACGCACGCACGCACGCACGUACGUCCGUACGCACUUUCCAGUACCUGUAAGUUUAAACAAAUAUCCGUCGUCGUCUUUUCCGUCAGUGAUGCGUAUGUACGUAUAUACGAGCAACGCUGCGGACGAGUAUAGCCGAUGAUAAUCCUUAGAGCAUAUGGAAAACAAUUUAUGUAUAUGUACAUAGCUAUUUACGAUAUUUAAAAAUUAUGUAGGAAUCGUGAGCCAUGUAUAGAUGCUUGCAAUAUCGCUUGGCAAUUUUUAUCUGCCAACAUAUUAUGUUUGAACGAAUGAACGAAAGCUACUACCGUUUAAUCACGCGUAUGCAUGACAGCAGGGACUGUUGACUAAGAGACCAGCAGCAGCAGCGCGUUUAUAUGUAACGGUUCGGUUCAUUUUAUUACAUAUCAUCCGAUCAUUUUAAUUAAAUAAUUUAUAUUCAUUAAAUUUUUUUUAAUAAUA